AUGACCACCAACGAAGGAGACGUGGACGACGGCGGGUUAGCUGAAGCUGCAGCAGCCGCCGCACCGACGAAUCAACAAAAUCGAGAAGACGAUUCCCAACAACCAAAUUCGAACGAAGACCACGGCGGCAGACAAGAAGAAAAGAAAGGUCCGCCGGAUAUUUCCAAUUUGCACUCGGUGAAAAUCGAUAACUUAUCGUUUGAUCUGACCCAAGAGGAAAUUACGGACAUGUUUGCGUCGUACGGCGAGAUUGGAGAUGUGUAUGUGCCCAGAAACCAUCACACCCAACGAAUGCGUGGGUUUGCUUUUGUUCGAUAUGUGGAAAAACAAUCCGCGGACGCGGCUAUUGACGCGAUGCACGAGAAAGAGAUUGCAGGAAGAAUUAUUCGCGUUGGGAUGGCAGAAGAGAAGAAACCAGAUACGAGAGGGCCGUAUCACUCCAGAGAUAGGGGAGGAUACCAUCGCGGCGGCGGCGACCGAGGAGGUGGAUAUAGAAGAGACGACUAUAAUCGAGGAGGCGGGUAUAGGAGAGACGACUAUAAUCGAGGAGGAGGAGGAGGAGGAGGAGACCGGUAUCAUGAUCGAAGGAACGACAGUGGCCACGACAGACGAGAUGGAGGAUAUUCUCGCGGAGGAGGGAGAGAUUACGAUGACCGCCGAGGCGGGUAUGGGGGCCGGUAUGAAGACCGACGAGCUGGAGCGGGUUACGACGAUAGACGAGCUGGAGCAGGUCAUGACGAUCGAAGAAGAUACGACGAUAAAAGAGGCUACGAUGAUAAAAGACGCUAUGAUGAUAGAAGAGGCUACGACGAUAGAAGAAGUUCCUACCCCGAAGAUAGAAGGGGAGGAGACGGCGGGAACAGAUACGAAGACCGACGAGCUCCUCAGUAA
Messenger RNA from Bathycoccus prasinos, 891 nucleotides. Its product is annotated as Splicing factor, arginine/serine-rich 2. The transcript has a single exon. The record is from RefSeq and is a predicted model, not a curated record. The coding region runs from base 1 to 891 and encodes 296 amino acids. Gene Ontology annotation, molecular function: RNA binding. Lineage: Eukaryota; Viridiplantae; Chlorophyta; Mamiellophyceae; Mamiellales; Bathycoccaceae.